CGUCGCACUCGGACCGGGCUUUAUUCCUUUGGUAUUCUUCGGUAUGGUUCAGCCGACUACCCUAAAGAAAAAGCAUUCCCUGGUGGGGAAAAGUUUGCUGCCGCUGUUCGCACGGUUCAAUGGUAGCCCUGAUGAGCCCAGAGAGUUGGCUAGGAUGGACAAGGAUCAACCUUUGGAGAAUCUGGAUUCCGAUGGUAUCGCCACAGCCUUCAAGAAACUCACCGGAGAAAACAUCGGAGACGUCCUUGCCGCCCUCGGCAAACAAAGUGGAGCUGGAGUGGCUUUAUUGCACCAUGCAAUUGUGCUAGCGAACGAAAUCGGCCAGCCAGUAGGGCAGCCCCUUAGGGACCCGCCCAUCACUCCACCGGGUGUUUCGGAUGAUGUAAGUGAGCCACCGAGGAAGGUGCAGAGGAUAGCGUGCCAGGCGACCGUAGCUGAUCCAGUGCAGAAGGCAAAGGCGAAGGGUAUGGACAUUUUGGGUUACGAAAUCCAGGAUUGGGAAUUCCAGAUUCCGUUUGAUCCGCAGAGAGCAGUAGCAUCCAAGCAUCUGUCGCCGCAGUGGACAACUCUGGAUGGGCGUGAACCUCGGCUUUCCACCCACCAAUGCCCGGAUUUUGAAAGCGUUAUAAAUGACGGUGUAUGUUUUGAUUUGAACGAGCUGCCACUACGAAACCCUGAUCAUUUUGUAGCAGGUCAAGUUCAUCAAAAUUUAGAUCAAUGGCGGGAAGUCAUUGGCCAUGUUUCUGAUACUUGUCCUGUUUCUAGCCAAGUAUUAUCAUGGCUAACAGACGGUGUUAAUGUGGAUGAUUUUUUCAGGCCAUUUAAGGGCAACUUUAAAGGUGAAUCGUUUGACUCGGAUACCCCGCCUUCUCGAUACUACCCGAAUUCCAACAGUUGUCAGCAGUUUGGGGAGUUUAUAGCCUCGGAGCUUCAGCAGCGUGUUAAAACGGGGGCAAUGGAAUUAGUUGGUCGGGUGGGCGAGUGUCAAUUGCCAUCCAUCAUCAUGCCGCUUACUGUCGAGCCUACAAAACCACGGCUUUGCAUAGACAACCGAGGUAGCGUUUGUAAUUGA
Molecule: messenger RNA, 1072 nt
Organism: Lineus longissimus
Lineage: Eukaryota; Metazoa; Nemertea; Pilidiophora; Heteronemertea; Lineidae
Exons: 3
Coding region: 44-1072 (342 amino acids)
Source: RefSeq, a predicted model, not a curated record